Molecule: messenger RNA, 674 nt
Organism: Chrysochloris asiatica (Cape golden mole)
Lineage: Eukaryota; Metazoa; Chordata; Mammalia; Afrosoricida; Chrysochloridae
Gene: CLDN7
Product: claudin 7
Exons: 4
Coding region: 1-636 (211 amino acids)
Biological process (GO): bicellular tight junction assembly; cell adhesion
Cellular component (GO): bicellular tight junction; plasma membrane
Molecular function (GO): structural molecule activity
Source: RefSeq, a predicted model, not a curated record
AUGGCCAAUUCGGGCCUGCAGCUUCUGGGCUUUUCCAUGGCCCUGCUGGGCUGGGUGGGCCUGGUGGCCUGCACCGCCAUCCCGCAGUGGCAGAUGAGUUCGUACGCGGGCGACAACAUCAUCACGGCCCAGGCCACGUACAAGGGGCUGUGGAUGGAGUGUUUGACGCAGAGCACUGGCUUGAUGAGCUGCAAAAUUUACGACUCGGUGCUCGCCCUUCCAGCGGCUUUGCAGGCCACUCGUGCUCUAAUGGUAGUAUCGCUGGUGCUGAGCUUCUUUGCUAUGUUUGUGGCCACGAUGGGCAUGAAGUGCACACGCUGUGGAGGAGACGACAAAGUAAAGAAAGCCCGUAUAGCAAUGACCGGAGGCAUCAUUUUUAUUGUGGCAGGUCUGACUGCUUUGGUAGCUUGCUCCUGGUAUGGCCAUCAGAUUGUCUCAGACUUUUAUAACCCCUUGGUUCCCGUGAAUUUUAAGUUCGAGUUUGGUCCUGCCAUUUUUAUUGGCUGGGCGGGGUCCGCUCUGGUGCUUCUGGGGGGUGCACUGCUCUCUUGCUCCUGUCCUGGCAGUGAGAGCACAACUGGGUACCGGGCACCCCGCGCCUACUCUAAACCCAGCUCUGCCAAAGAGUAUGUGUGAACUGGAACCUCUUUGCCAUAGUCUGACAGUCAAGAGAG